This is a messenger RNA of Lates calcarifer (barramundi perch), 1190 nucleotides long. RefSeq names its product olfactory receptor 146-like. The transcript has a single exon. Bases 9 to 953 code for a protein of 314 amino acids. Gene Ontology annotation, biological process: G protein-coupled receptor signaling pathway. Gene Ontology annotation, cellular component: membrane. Lineage: Eukaryota; Metazoa; Chordata; Actinopteri; Centropomidae. Gene Ontology annotation, molecular function: G protein-coupled receptor activity; olfactory receptor activity. The record is from RefSeq and is a predicted model, not a curated record.
UCAGGUUGAUGGAAAACUACACUUAUAACAGCCUCACACUCCAGCUGGAGGGGUUAAAUGUCCCAAUGUACUCAACAUACCCAGUGUUUCUCUUCUUCUUUUUCUCCUAUCUGCUUAUAAUGGUCACAAAUGUUGGUAUUGCUGCUCUGGUCUUCAUUGACAAAAACCUUCAUCAGCCUAUGUAUCUCCUUUUUUGUAAUCUGCCACUGAGUGACAUAAUUGGAAACUCUAUCAUGGUGCCUCGUUUACUGUCAGACAUGUUGUGUCCUCCCUCUGAACGCCUCAUCAGUUAUUAUGAAUGUGUGGUUCAAGCUUUCACCACACACAUGUUUGGUACCACCACUCACACAGUGCUCAUGAUUAUGGCCUUUGACAGAUAUGUGGCCAUCUGCAAUCCCCUGCGUUAUUCUGCCAUAAUGACCAACAACAUGGUGAUCAAGCUGACAGUUUCUGCCUGGGGAGUGGCCUUUGUUUUGGUUGGGAUUCUCCUCGGUCUGACCAUAAGACUGAACCGAUGUAGGACUCUGAUCAUGAAUCCUUACUGUGAUAAUGCCUCACUAUUUCAACUCUCCUGUGAGAGUGUCUUUAUUAAUAACGUCUAUGGUCUCACUUUCACUGUGGUCCUGUUCACCUCCUCUAUAGGCAGCAUGGUCCUCACCUAUACUAAGAUUACAGUAGUCUGUCUGACCAGUAAGAACAAGUCUCUGAACAGUAAAGCCUUGAAGACCUGUAGCACUCAUCUGGUUGUGUAUCUGAUCAUGGCGUUUAGUGGAAUGUCUAUCAUUACUCUUCAUCGUUUCCCUCAGUACUCAGACUACAGGAAACUCUGUACCAUUUUGUUUCAUAUUGUUCCUGGCAGCCUCAAUCCCAUUAUUUAUGGUGUGCAGUCCAAAGAGAUCCGAAAAUUUUUGUCAAAGUUGUUUGAGUCCAAGAAGGUUCCACCAUCAUUAUAAGGCUAAUUUCCAAGGUUUAUUUGUAAAUUUAUUCAUAGCACAUUCACUCAUCCCCUCACAAUGCACCACAGAGCGCCACAGGAAAUCAUUCCUGCCUAAAUAUCUUAAAUGUCUGUAAAUAUUAACAAUGUAUAUAGUGCCUAUUUUGAAGGGGUAUAUUUCUUUAUUUCUUUAUUUUUUGAGGAUUGGAUUAUAUCACAGUUUUAUUUUAUUCGUAUCUUUCAUUAUGUUCUUUUA